UAUAGAGGUUGAAGAUUAAAAAUGGUGCGAAAGUUUAUCAUUGGUGAUAGUGUUGAUAAUAGUCUUUCAUCUGUUGGUACAUUUGGAAGCGGGUUCCUCUUAUUGUGCAUGAUUGUGAUAUCUCUUUCUAUUAUAUCAAUGGUUAUAUUUGCAUGUGGCAGCGACGACGAUUCAUCUUCUGGUCGUCGCAAAAAACGUGAUGAUGCUGGUGGCGUUGAUUGCGGUUGUUGCGGUGACAUUUGCAGUGGUGGCGGGGGUGACGGCGGAGGCGGUGACGGAGGAGGUGGCGGUUGUGGUGGUGGAGGCGGUUGUGGUGGUGGCGGCGGCGGUUGA
Impatiens glandulifera is the source of this 333-nucleotide messenger RNA. Its product is annotated as glycine-rich cell wall structural protein 1-like. The record is from RefSeq and is a predicted model, not a curated record. The transcript has a single exon. Bases 22 to 333 code for a protein of 103 amino acids. NCBI's taxonomy places the organism in Eukaryota, Viridiplantae, Streptophyta, Magnoliopsida, Ericales, Balsaminaceae.